AUGACUUUCGCUCCCAAGAAGCCCGGCCAGGUGCUCGGCGACCCCACCGCGCCCGACCCCAAGUUUGCGGCACGCAAGCAAAAGAAGCUCGAAAAGAAGAAGCGACAGGCAGACCCCAACUACAGGAAGCCCUUCGUCUUCACAGGCUUCCCCGUCCCCACCCGGCCUGAGCGCAUCGAGAUGGGCGACAAGCUGGCGGCGCAGAUCGACGCGCUCCGCGAGCGGCCAGACAUCGUCCCGAGGCUCAGGAACUACGGCAUCUCGGCGCGCACGGCCUGGUUAGUGCUCGAGCGCCUCGAAGCUCUGCCAGGGACCUUCACGACCCACCGCAAGAAGACGCUCACCGACAACGAGAUCAUCGCCCACCUCUACUGGACCUGGGCACAGAAGGCCAAGGGCUACAUCCGCGCCAAGGUCAGGCAAAAGACCUUGACGCCCGGCGUGCCGUAUGGCCGCCGCUUCAAGCCGGGCGCGAUUGCGGAGCCGCCCAACGGCGAGUACUUCACUGCCGACAUCGAUGCGAUCCGGGACUCGUAUGCCAUCGAGGAAGACGCGUGCCUGCCCCGGACCUGCAUGUCGGCGUUCAUCGAUUGGGUUGAGGUCCACGUCCGUGACAUCUCAGCCUCCGACUCGGCGGCAGCUGUCGACCGCGAGGUGCUGAGGGCGACGCUAUCGCAGCUGUCGCUCCUGCGCAAGUCGACCGAUCUUCGCCUGCCGACCUACAACUACCCGCUGGCCCGAACCCUCACCCGCCAGAUCCACCUGCACAUUGGCCCAACCAACUCUGGCAAGACGCACGGCGCCCUCGUCGCACUCUCCAAGGCUCGGACGGGCGUAUUUGCCGGUCCGCUCCGCCUGCUGGCCCACGAGGUGUGGGAGCGCUUCAACCAAGGCACCAUCUCGCCCGGCGUGCCGCCACGAGCCUGCAACCUGGUCACCGGAGAGGAGCAGAGGACCGUCGACCCGCUGGCAGGCCUCUACUCGUGCACCGUCGAGAUGGUCAACCUCCAACGGGCCUGGGAUGUCGCCGUCAUUGACGAGAUCCAGAUGAUUGGCGACCGUCAGCGCGGAUACGCCUGGACCGACGCCGUCAUCGGCUUACCGGCCAAGGAGAUCCACCUGUGCGGAGAGGCGUCGACCGUGCCGCUGAUCCGCCGCAUCGCCGAGGCUUGUGGCGACGAGGUGUAUGUCCACGAGUACCAGCGGCUGACGCCCCUCAGCAUCGCCGACGAGUCGCUCGACGGCGACCUGACCAAGGUGCAGAAGGGAGACUGCGUCGUCGCCUUCAGCCGGUCGGGUAUCUUCAACCUGAAGCGCGAAAUCGAGCAGAAGACGAAGCUGCGCUGCGCCGUCGCCUACGGCGCCCUGCCGCCCGAGACCAAGAGCGAGCAGGCCAAGCUCUUCAACGAGGGCAAGCUCGACGUCAUGGUGGCGAGCGACGCCAUCGGCAUGGGCCUCAACCUCAAGAUCAAGCGCGUCAUCUUCGACACCUUGACAAAGUGGAACGGCAAAGAGACGGUGGCCAUGUCGACGUCGCAGAUCAAGCAGAUUGCCGGCCGAGCUGGGCGGUACGGAACCAAGCGGGAGAGCGACGAGCCGGACGGCGGCAUCGUGACGACGCGCAACGCCAACGAGCUCGAGAUGCUGCGCGAGGCCCUCGCUGCGCCGGUGGUUCCCAUCGAGCAGGCGGCCAUCCAGCCCUCGAGCGAUGCGAUGGCGGACCUCUCCGCGCUCCUGCCCGCCUCUGCCACUCCGACUCCCGCCGAGAGGGUUGUGGACGUCACCGAAGAUGCGAGCGAGGCGUCUUCGUCGGCGGCAGCCGGGGAACCCGCGCAGACCGAGUUCAGGCCUCUGGACAAGAUCUACGGCGACGUCUCGCUGCUGGCGCGGGUGGAUCCGAAGUCGUUCUUCCUCUCGGACUUUUCGCAGCAGCGGAGCAUCUCUCCGCUCGUCGAGGCGGCCUCGAGCAACCUGCUGACGCUGCAGGAGCGUGAGAAGUUCGGCAACGCCCCCGCCAACACGCGCGACGAGCGGCUGAUGGCAUUCCUGGCCAGCUGCGUGCGGCUGUUUUCGCGGGGCAACCUGGUCAAGUUUGACGCCUGCAGCGCCGAUCUCGGUACGCUCGAGGUCGAGAAGCUGACGCUCGAUGCGAUGGGCGAGGCGCGGAGGCAUCGGGGCGACAAGCUAAAGGGCGCCAAGUCGGCCGAGGAGCGCAGAAUGAUUGAAGCCGAGCCGCUCGCGUCGCACCUGGCGUCCGACCACCCGCUGCUCAACUCCAACACGCUGAUGCUGCUCGAGUCGCUGCACCGCUCGCUCUCGCUCUACCUCUGGCUCUCGUACCGCUUCCCGCUCGCCUUCUGCUACCGGCAGGAGGUUGAGGAGCGCAAGACCAAGAUGGAGGACGGCAUCGAGUUCUGCCUCGAGGGCAUCCGCUUUGGACGCGCGAGGAGGCUGAGGGCGCUCGGCAGGGACGCCGACGCCGACGAGGCGCUGCAGAAGAAGAGCUGGAAGGAGACCAAGAGGGACGAGAGGCGCUCCCUCGAGGAUGCGGAGCAGGGCCUAAGAGGCGGCCAAGCGAGUCGGUGGGAGCGAGACGAGUACGGCUCGGAGGGUGGAGAGAGAAACGGGCCGAGGAGGUCGAAGUAUGAGGAUCAGGUGCGGAGAGAGGACGGCCAGUCGCAGCGGAGCGAGCGGCCACCAAGGCCGGAGAGAUGGCAAGGUCACGAAGAGUAG
This is a messenger RNA of Pseudozyma flocculosa PF-1, 2733 nucleotides long. RefSeq lists its product as uncharacterized. Gene Ontology annotation, biological process: mitochondrial RNA 3'-end processing; RNA catabolic process. The record is from RefSeq and is a predicted model, not a curated record. The transcript is spliced from 2 exons. Gene Ontology annotation, molecular function: hydrolase activity, acting on acid anhydrides; RNA helicase activity; ATP binding. The coding region runs from base 1 to 2733 and encodes 910 amino acids. Gene Ontology annotation, cellular component: mitochondrial degradosome. NCBI's taxonomy places the organism in Eukaryota, Fungi, Basidiomycota, Ustilaginomycetes, Ustilaginales, Ustilaginaceae.